AGAGGAAACGCAUACACGACUUUUUUUCUGGCUCGCCCAGCGUAAUCAAAGUACUUCUUUUCUGGCUUUUCUGCUGCGAUGUCUCUGCAACGGGGGGAAGGCUUCUUUGAAGCUGUCUUUGGGUUCAAGGAGGUGGAUUACUUCUCCACCAGGCACCAACUCUUUCAGAAAUACACGUUUGAAUCAAAUCGACGGAGCACUUCGACCGGAAUGCCGCGUGUCUUCAAGGAGCGCGCCCUGUUUGAGCACCCCGCCUUUGGCAGGCGUCACCUCAUCAGUGGCGGCUGGCACUCCACCCCGAGUGUCGCGGAGCUGCGAGCGGAAACGGCUGAGUUGGUUUGCGCCUUCGAAGAGAAGCGACCCGGCCUGUUGGCUUCGUUUCAGAAAACGCCACCGCUGCUGCAAGGCGAGACAGAGGUUUUGCAGGCCUGCGCAUCCUCGACCGUCCCCACCUCCACCGCAGGGUCAUCCAUAGCUCCGUGGGUGCAGUGCUCGCACACCGUAGGCGAGAGCGGCGCGCUGCACCUCCGCUUCCCAAACGCCUUUUUCCAGGUAGCCAGUCAGUUUAAUUCGCUGGAGUUUGUCUCGCCUGAUGUCACACCCGAGGAUGGCGUGACCCACUACGUGUACGACCGCACGCAAGGUCCCGCGUGCGCGUUGGCCUGCAUGGCGGGCACUGCGUAUCGCAACUACCUGUUCCACCCUGCUCUUUUCAACACGGACGUCGCACAGGAGGCGGAGGUGGGCGAGCAGCAACGCGGCCAGCAGGCGCUGCACCAGUUGAACCUGCUCGACGACCUCACGACCUACCUUACGCAGGGAUACAGCGCAAGUGCGGCUUCGGCACUGCCAACAGUUGACUUCGAUCACUUUUAUAGGGUGCGCAGCGGCUACUUUCACCCAGCACCGUCCAUUGGCAGCCUCAAUGGCUGGCUGGAACGUGUGGCGACCAGUCAAGGGACAACGCCGGCAGACGUGAAGGAGGCUUUGCUUUCCCGGUUACGUGUCGCUUUGGUGGAGGGCGCGACCGUGACGCUGCCUCUGCACGAUUCCCACAAGGACGGUGCUUCACUGAGCGCCCUUCACGAGGUCUCCCAGGUCUACAGCAGCGCAUUAAGCCUUCCACCGCCGCCGGCGAAAGGGUCAGAUGACGCGUGGGCUGGGGUGGAAUUGCUGUCGCGCAUCAUUCUCGAUGGGACGUACGAGGCGACGCUGCUCGCCGGCGUCCAGCACACCCUUCGCUCUCUUGAGCAGCAGAGCAAGGAUGCGCCGGCGAUGCGGGCUGGUCGCAGCGAAAGCACGAUAGCAUGGACUCUUCCGCCUAUCUUUCUCACGAAGGUAGGCGGCGGCGUCUUUAACAACGAUGGGACGUGGAUUGCGUCUGCGAUCACCUCGGCGGUGACCAGUGUGGGGGCUCUCGGUGUGCCGCUGGACGUUCGGUUGGUGCACCACCGCGCGGUGGAGCCGUACUACGCACAGUGCUUUCCCUCAUGGCCUAUGCGGAAAAGUACGUAA
Messenger RNA from Leptomonas pyrrhocoris, 1515 nucleotides. RefSeq lists its product as hypothetical. The record is from RefSeq and is a predicted model, not a curated record. Lineage: Eukaryota; Euglenozoa; Kinetoplastea; Trypanosomatida; Trypanosomatidae. The coding region runs from base 79 to 1515 and encodes 478 amino acids. The transcript has a single exon.